This is a messenger RNA of Boleophthalmus pectinirostris (great blue-spotted mudskipper), 3606 nucleotides long. RefSeq names its product mucin-19 (gene muc5e). Gene Ontology annotation, molecular function: protein binding. Gene Ontology annotation, cellular component: extracellular matrix. NCBI's taxonomy places the organism in Eukaryota, Metazoa, Chordata, Actinopteri, Gobiiformes, Gobiidae. The record is from RefSeq and is a predicted model, not a curated record.
AUGGUACUGAAUAGGGAGAUGUCUUCUAUGUCCUCCACAGAGAGAGCUGCCGGGCACACGACUAGCCAGUUCUGCCAACCGUCCAUUGUGUACCCUGUGGGGAAAGUAAUACGGGGACACGCAGACACCUGCAAGACCUUUGGCAGUGGGGCCGUGCAGCCUUUCAAUGGGACCCUUUUCCACGUUCGCUCGAAUUGCCCCUUCACCCUCACCAGUUUCACCCACAACAGAGUGGACAGUACCAUCACCACGAGGAGGGGGGUGAACGGGCUCCUGGAACAGGUCGAAAUCACGGUCAACAAAGUCACGACCAUUUUACAGAAUGGAAGUGUCCAGGUGGAGGGAAAAAGUGUUCGUUUACCCUAUGACCACACAUACCAGCACAUAUUUCCCUUUGGCAUCUACACCAAGCUGAGGAGUUCUGUGAUCCCACUCUCGGUCAUCUGGCAAAAUGUCCCUGGAGGAAUUGGCACAUUAUGGGUUGAGAUUGAACAAGAGCUGGAUUCUGACAUGGAAGGACUUUGUGGAAAUCACCUCAGACCUGGCAACAUAAAGGAGUUGAUUUCACAAAGCGUUCUACGUGAAGGAACAUGCAAAAUAUGGGAUCCAGCCUCUACUAUGAACAAGGAUUGCAGAAAGUUUUUAUCUCAAACUGUGGACUGCCUGACGCAAAUGACCCCAAAUUAUAUAAAACUGUGUGAACAAAAUAUUUACAACUUUGAACAAAACGAGUAUGUCAGAUGCUCCUUCUUUCAAGAGGUGAUCCAACAAUGUGGAGAACACAGCCACAUAGCCGACCAGUGGAGGAACAUAACACAUUGUAGUGAGCCUAAGUGUCCUGGUGAGUUGCUUUAUGAGGAGAAGGGUGCAGCGUUUAUUCCUAGUUGCUCAAAUCCAAAAAUCGACAGCCAAGAAGUCACCAGCUCCUGUGUCUGCCCCAACGGUAAGAAAUUACACAUCAUUUUAAAUACCAAUAUGAGAAAUACAUCUUUAUGUUUUGACGGAGAAUGGAAAUGUACGAGCCAUGAUCUUCCAUCUGUUUGUGUGAUAGAGGGGAACUUUGUCACUACUUUUGAUGGGAAGAGAUACACAGUGGGCAGUGGGUGUGCAUUUGUGGCUUCACAGGGUUCAGACUGGAAAAUAGUAAUAGAGUAUGCAGUUAAAGCAACCUCUAUGAACUCUGUGGAUCUUGACAUUUUUGAGGAAAAAUACAAAUUUGCCAACAACAAGGUUACAUUUGAUGGCAAGGAGAUCUCUGACCUUCAUGAGUCUGAGCAUGCCUUGGUUUUCUGGCAGUCUUCCAUGUUUGUUGAAGUCUACACAGCUUUUGGACUCAAGCUACAAAUCCAGAUGUCUCCAGAAAUUCAUCUCUACAUCAGCCCCCCUUCAAACUACAAUGACACAAUCUCUGGUCUAUGUGGAAAUAACAAUGGAGACACCACAGACGACUUCAGGACAAACACUCGUAUUAUUGAAAACUCGCCUCACCUGUUUGCUCAGUCCUGGAGUGUCAGUCCUUGUAACAAACUGAAUCCUCCUCCUCCAUGCAUAAGAACUGAAUACGAAAUCUUUGCUGAGAAGAAAUGCUCUGUUUUAAACGAUCCAACUGGAAUAUUUGCUGCAUGUCACGGCGAUGUCCCAACUGACAAUUAUUUCAUGGCUUGUGUGGAGAGAACCUGCACCUGUGGCUCUGACCUGCACCAGUGUCUGUGCUCUGCUCUGUCCAGUUAUGUCAAAGCCUGCUCUGCUCUCGGGGUGGAGGUGGGGGACUGGAGGAAGGCCACCAACUGCUCGGUGGAGUGCCCGGGGAACCAGGAGUUUUCCUAUAACGUUGUGGCCUGUAACAGCACCUGUCGGUCCCUGUCAGGCCCUGACCUGUGCUGUCUGCUGGAGGAUGCUCCAGUGGAGGGCUGUGGAUGUCCUGAAGGAACCCACCUGAACAAAGAUCUCAUCUGCAGCCCCAAGUCUCAGUGCGAGUGCCACUACAACGGAGGCACCACCCCCGGGCCUGCUGUUAUCGACGGGCGACAGUGUUUUUGUGAAGAUGGAGAAUUGAAGUGUUCAGAUGAUUGUGGAUGCACAAAUGGGAAAGUCUGUGUUCACUGCUCGGAUUUUAAAGUGAACACUCUUCAGAAAACCUGUGGCAGUCUCAGCAAACCCACAACUUCUUCUUGUGAGAGCGGCUGUUACUGUCCAGGUGACCAGUUUGAGAAUCAUCAUGGAGACUGUGUGCCUUUGGACAACUGCACCUGCUCCUACAGUGGAAAAGUUUAUAAUGCAGGAGAGACCGUCAAGAGCUCCUGUACAUCAUGUGUGUGCUCUAAUGGCCAGUGGCAGUGCACAGAUGAACUGUGCUCCAGUACAUGUCAAGUUUUUGGGAAUGGACACUAUCAGACUUUUGACUCCAAAUGGUUUCGCUUUGAUGGUCAUUGUCAGUACACAUUAGUCAAGGAUGACUGUGGCAGGAGAAAUGGUACAUUUUCUGUCCGAGUUGAAAGUGUUCCCUGUUGUGACGAGGCCCUUACUUGUUCUCGAUCAAUUGUGCUGGAUGUCAAAGACCAUUUCAGCCUCUCUCUUAGUGACAUGAAAGUGACGGAGCAGGUCCACAGUGCCCUGCUCCAACACAGUCCUCCGUACACAAUUCAAACAGUGGGUCUCUACAUCAUUAUAACUGUCCCCACUAAAGGCAUCACUCUGAUCUGGGACAAACACACUUGGAUCACAAUAGAACUGCAGCCACAAUGGAGGAAAGAGGUGUGUGGCCUCUGUGGGAACUUUGACUCCAAUGAGAUGAAUGAUCUUCAAAUAAAGGAUUCAUCAGUGGCGUUGACUCCGGUGGUGUUUGGGAACAGCUGGAAGAGCCCCUCCCCUCCCUGUUCUGAUGUUACGACGGAGAUAUUUCCGUGUGAACGAAACUCGUACUGUGGAGCCUGGGCCCAAAGACGCUGCCGGAUCAUUACAGGAGACACGUUCAAAGACUGUCAUCUUAAAGUGGACCCAGAGCCGUACUACCAGGCCUGUGUGCAGGAGUCUUGCUCGUGUGAGUUUGAGGGGAGGUUUCUGGGCUUCUGUACCGCUGUCGCCGCUUAUGCCGAAGCCUGCAGCCACUGGGACGUCUGUGUGGACUGGAGAACUCCUGAUCUAUGCCCGGUGUACUGUGACUACUACAAUGAGCACGACCAGUGUGUGUGGCACUAUCAAGCUUGUGGUCAACUGCUCACCUGUGGCCAAGACGAAGACUUUACUUAUAAACUAGAAGGUUGUUAUCCCAGAUGCCCUGAAGAGAAGCCGUAUUAUGAUGAACAUACUGGAAAAUGCACAGAUUUGCGAAACUGUACUUGUUAUUUCAAUGGGACUGUCCUAGAUCCGGGGACCAGGGUCUUAAUAGAUCUGAGAGAAUGCAACUGUCAGAAUGGAAAAAUUAAGUGUACACCUUCCUCCACCACGGCUCUACCUACUACAACUACUACUGCUACUACUACUAUUACUGCACCUACAACUAUUUCUACUACUACUUCAACUUCUACUGCACCAACCACAACUUCAACUACUACUACAACUGUACCCCCCACUGCUUCACCAACUACUACUAAUGUCCCGGUAUGA